Molecule: messenger RNA, 1942 nt
Organism: Drosophila willistoni
Lineage: Eukaryota; Metazoa; Arthropoda; Insecta; Diptera; Drosophilidae
Gene: Vps26
Product: vacuolar protein sorting-associated protein 26
Exons: 3
Coding region: 366-1829 (487 amino acids)
Biological process (GO): intracellular protein transport; retrograde transport, endosome to Golgi
Cellular component (GO): endosome; retromer complex
Source: RefSeq, a predicted model, not a curated record
CUCAUCGAUGUUGCAAGUAUCGAUAAAAUCUGUCGCGAUUUAUAUUUAACAAAUUUUGCAUGGAAACGGAUACCAAGUUGGAGCCAAGCGAUGGGGCUUAUCAAAUAUUUGCAAAAUAUUUCAAAAGGAAUCGCACCUCAUAUAUCGAUAGCUGUUGUUACUGAACAUUGACGCCAUCUUUACAAAAACGCCCAUUAUAUGAAGUUAAUCGAUAGUCAGGGGAACCUGUAAUAGAGAGGAAAGGAAGGAAAGGAAUAGGAAAGGAAUAGAUUUUAUAACAAAGUCAGGAGCAGCAAUAACAACACCAUCAACAACAACAACAACAUUCCAGCUGCUGCAAAAAGGCGACAAACCAAAUUAUAAUAAUGAACUUCCUGGGCUUUGGCCAAUCAGCCGAAAUUGAGAUAGUGUUCGAUGGGGCCGAGAGCAGGAAGACCGCGGAGGUCAAGGGCGAAGAUGGCAAAGUGGAGAAAAUGCUUCUCUUUUACGAUGGUGAAACAGUAUCCGGCAAGGUGAAUGUCACGUUAAAAAAGCCGGGCAGCAAACUGGAACACCAGGGCAUAAAGAUCGAGUUUAUUGGACAAAUUGAAUUAUUCUACGAUCGGGGUAAUCAUCAUGAAUUUAAGUGUCUGGCCAAGGCCUUGGCUCGGCCCGGUGAUCUAAUACAGAACAACAGCUAUCCAUUCGAUUUUCCCAAUGUGGAAAAGCAAUUUGAAGUCUAUGCCGGAUCCAAUGUAAGAUUGCGUUACUUCCUAAGGGCCACAAUUGUCCGUAGAAUCAGUGACAUUACACGCGAAGUGGAUAUAGCAGUUCACACGCUCUGCAGUUAUCCCGAAAUGAACAACCCCAUCAAAAUGGAGGUGGGCAUCGAAGAUUGCCUGCACAUAGAGUUCGAGUACAAUAAGAGUAAAUACCACUUAAAGGAUACAAUAAUUGGUAAAAUCUAUUUUCUACUGGUACGCAUAAAAAUCAAGCAUAUGGAAAUUGCUAUUAUUAAACGGGAGUCGACAGGCACUGGACCGAACAUUUUCAAUGAAAACGAGACCAUUGCGAAAUAUGAGAUAAUGGAUGGUGCCCCCGUCAAAGGGGAGAGUAUACCUAUUAGGGUCUUCUUGGCUGGUUAUAAUCUAACUCCCACAAUGCGGGACAUUAAUAAGAAAUUCUCUGUGAAAUAUUUUCUCAACUUGGUCUUGAUGGACACUGAAGAUCGUCGAUACUUCAAGCAGCAGGAGAUAACGCUGUGGCGUAAAGCCGAUAUACCGCGCUAUCAGGUGGCCUCGCAACAACAGCAACAACACCAAUUGCAACAGCAGCAUCAAAAACCGCAUCAUCAUCAUGUCCCCUUGCAUGCCCCGCCACAUUUGGUUAGUGGUCCUGCGGCACCUACUAGCCACAGCAGUGCUGGUGGCGGGGCGACAGCAGUAGCGGCUGCUGCUGCGGCGGCGGCGGCGACAUCAGCGACAGCGUCAUCCGAAUCUAAAAUGGGCCUCUUUACCCGGGAGAGCCCAAAUCAGGAGUUCAGUCAGCAACAGCUUGACUCGCCUACUGACAUCCCUGCCCCUGUUUCAGAGAGUGCACGUGGCAUGGGUGAUGGUGCAGCAGCGGCAACAUCCAGUGCAUCGCCAGUGGCCAUGCUGUCCAGCUCUCCGCCUCCGCUGGAAACAACGGAACAAGCGCAGGAUCAAGAUCAAUUACUCAACGAAGUGAAUAAUGACGAUGAUGAUACUGAAGCAAUUAAUCCGCGCCUGGAUAGAGAAGAUACCAAUAACGAUCAUGACGCCAGCAAUAAGGAUGAUGCGAAAAAGGUCACGCCAUUGACAGCCGAUUGAAAUUAGGUAAACAGGCAAUGUGGCAAGCAGACGAAAUGAAACAGUUAGACAGAGAAACAGUAGCAUCAAGCAAACUAUUAAAGUAUAUAUAUAUAUAUAUAUAUCAAUAACAA